Kalmanozyma brasiliensis GHG001 is the source of this 1578-nucleotide messenger RNA. Its product is annotated as Phospholipase C, phosphatidylinositol-specific, X domain protein. Gene Ontology annotation, molecular function: phosphoric diester hydrolase activity. Gene Ontology annotation, biological process: lipid metabolic process. The coding region runs from base 1 to 1578 and encodes 525 amino acids. NCBI's taxonomy places the organism in Eukaryota, Fungi, Basidiomycota, Ustilaginomycetes, Ustilaginales. The transcript has a single exon. The record is from RefSeq and is a predicted model, not a curated record.
AUGCGAAUUCCAAGCUUCCGCCACAACAAGACGGACUCUGUCACCGAGAAGCCCCUGCCCCCUCCUGCUCCCAUCACCACCCCGGACAGCCACAGCUCGGUCUCACUCUCCAUCCACAACCGCACAUCCUUCGAGUUCCUCACACACUCGCACUUUGGCGCGCUGCACACGGGCAACGGCAUCACGCAACGCGUUGCCUCCUCGUCCCUCCCCAGCUCGCCCGUUGUGCCGCAGGAUGGAUUUACACCGACGGCCAUUGCGGCGGGGGGCGAGUUUGGCGUGCGCAACACGCCGGUUCGUGUUGCGCCUGGUGGUCGCGUCAAUGUGCCUGGGGUCAAGAUUCAGGCUGCUACAGCGGCGAGUACGGGCGGAUACGAGGUAGGAUUGACGCUCACACCCCGAGCCAAGGGGUUGGGUGGAUACAGUGCUAGCCUCUCUGCUCCUCCACCGGCGAAGGUGCAGGAAGUGGGGCCGGUGGGUAGGCUAUGGAAGCCGCUGGAGCUCACGCCGACGUCGAGUGCGGUCAAAACGGCGAACCUCAGUCCGAAUCCGAGCAAGCCUUCAGCGGCAGUGCAAGGUGUCAUCGCCCUCCAAUCGACAGAUCCAACCACCUCGACCGUUCACAUCCUGCUGCUACCGCAACGCGAUCUGUCCACGUGGAUGACCUCCCUUCCUUCGACCGACCCCAUUUCGUCCCUGUGCAUACCUGGCACGCACGAAUCCUGCGCCCUGUACGGAUGGCCCAUCUCGGCCUGCCAAGAGUCCACCUCUUCGAUUGCGCUUCAGCUGUCCCGCGGCAUCCGAUUCCUCGACGUUCGCCUUGCGCUCAAGGGCACGCCGGGUAACCAGCUCCUCUACGCCUAUCACGGGGUGACGGAUCAGAAGAUGGAAUUCUCCGCCAUCCUCUCCCAGGUCUACACCUUCCUCACGCAAAAUCCCGGCGAAACAGUACUCAUGUCCGUCAAGCAGGAGAACAACAUGCCUGGCUUCCUCGAUUCCGUCUUUACCUACAUCAACAAGAACCUUCCGCAAUGGUGGCUCGGGACGGGGAUGCCCAUGUUGGGCGAGGCGAGGGGAAAGAUCGUUCUGAUCUCUCGUUUUGGUUCCUCCUCGAGCCAGCCGGGGGGGAUCCACCCACCCAUCUGGCCGGACUCCUCCCCCACCCCCUUCUCGUACACCCUACCAGAUGGGAACAACGUCGUCACGCAGGACUGGUACAACAUCUCCUCUCUCUCUGCCAUCCCGCAGAAACUCGCCCUCAUCACCGGACUUCUCAACACCACGGGUACAGACCCAAAAGUGCUCGGAUUGAACUACACGAACGGCUCCUCCUUCCCCUUCGCACUGCCACCGUGGGUGGCCAAGGGAACAGGAGACCAGUCCAAGGCGGCCCAAGGUGGCGGGUGGUUAUCCAACAUCGGUGUCAACGCGCUCCUGGUCGACCUGGUAGCGGGUCGACUGCAAACCGUCCAAACCCCCCGAGCGGGAAUGAUGAACAUCGUCGCGAUGGACUUUUUCGAUCAAACCGGCCUAGGUGCCGAUCUAUGCUCCCUGUUGGUCCAGGCAAACUUUCAAUAG